CUAUUUGUCACUGUCAAUGUCAAGACAGUCACAAAUUAAGUUGUCAAAAUGUGAGAGUAAAAAUGUAAAUAAUACACAUGAUUUCAGCAAUUUAAGUGCGUAAAACUAUUAGGUUUCUCUCAACCAAAUAUCGACAAAAUGUACUCUAGAACUGUUCUGAAGAAUUGCAGAUGUACUGGAGUCUUUUGUAGAUAUUUGAGUUCAGCUGAAAUCUCUACUGCACUCAGACCAUUUUAUUUCAGUGUCCAUCCAGAUCUUUUUGGAAAAUUUCCAGAACAAAGAAAAAUUAAUGAAAAUUCUCUACAGCAAUUGAGUGCACUAUUAGAAGCACAACAGUCAAGUCGAUGUUUAUCUGUACCUCCACUACCAUUUUAUUUGAGACAGAAAAAUAUGCCAGAAGGUGAAUUCAAGUUAGUUAAAAUUCAAUUAAAUGGUAGUAAUGUUCGGGAAACGGUUGUAAAAGUAUUAAAUGCAUGCGAUAUGCCGACAAACUAUGUGGAUAAAAUACCUCGCAGUAAACCUCAAAAGGAAUACAUAAAACCAGAUUUUGCUAAAGCAUAUCAAGAUUUUAAAUACGAAUUUGAAAAAGCAACUGAUAUGAAAAGAAAAGUUGAAGAGAGAAAAGCUAUUAAUAAUGUUAUUGAAUGGAUCUAUGACAAUAGUUACAUUGCCAAAGAAAAAUAUGACUCCACUAUAGCCACACGAGGACAAGUGAAAAAUCUCAUUGACAACCUCUGUUCGAUACAUGGUAUUAAAGAAAUAAAGUAUGAUAGCGGUUGGAAUAUAAGCCACAUUAGAGGUGCACUUCAAAGCUUAGUUUCGUUAGCCUCUCAACAUUCGAAGGUUAUGGCAAAUUUAGAAGGUAGAACAAUAGCAUUAGGGCAAUUUACAGGUGUAAGUUUAGAUGGCGACGUUUACCUUAAUAUCAUCGACGUUAGAAACGAAUGGCUCUCGUUAAUAAAAAAAGUGAGUCAAGAAGACAGUGCCUUAACUAUAAUACCAAACUAUGAAAAAGCUCUAUCAAGUAUUUUGAGAGAAAUACACAUUCGCAGAAGAAAGUAUAUGCCCAAAGUUUCAGCGCAUCAAUACUGCAGCCAUCUCAGACAGCUGAUUACUUCAAUUGGUGACUUCUAUGGGCGCGGCAACACGUUCCCGUCCGCCGUUCCGAAUUCACUGAGUAAAUACGAGAUCGUCGUUGAACCAGAAGCAGGUCCGCUGAUGGUAUCGCCAACUGGUCAAUUUAUAACACCCUCAUCAUGUCCCGCUGAUGAAUUAAUCGCAUUUAUAGCAAAUAACCUUGACGAAGCCACAACUUUGAUGACGGAAUACAGCAUAAAUAAACACGUCGAAAGAGCGCUUUACAAGGAAGUAAAAGAGAGAUUUGGCCUUUUAGAGCUCAAUAAAGACGAUAGCAUAACUCCAGCUUUAAUGAUUUCGUGCUGUCAAAGAUUGCUUACUCGAAUAGAUAAAAUUGGCACGAAAUUGCAAGGAAACAUUUUAUAUAUAACACAUUAUUACUCUGUACUAUCAGACGGUGUAUUGUGCAUACCUUGGGACUUUAAAUAACGUUGAAUCAAGUUGAAAUGUUAAUUUUGUAGAGAAAUAUUUAUAAAAAUAGAAAAAUAAAUGGAAUAUAUGCAAUAAAUAAAUUGAU
This is a messenger RNA of Diatraea saccharalis (sugarcane borer), 1654 nucleotides long. Lineage: Eukaryota; Metazoa; Arthropoda; Insecta; Lepidoptera; Crambidae. The record is from the annotation of a GenBank genome assembly.